Harmonia axyridis is the source of this 624-nucleotide messenger RNA. It is a transcript of the gene mRpL41, whose product is annotated as 39S ribosomal protein L41, mitochondrial. NCBI's taxonomy places the organism in Eukaryota, Metazoa, Arthropoda, Insecta, Coleoptera, Coccinellidae. Gene Ontology annotation, cellular component: mitochondrial large ribosomal subunit. The record is from RefSeq and is a predicted model, not a curated record. The coding region runs from base 93 to 581 and encodes 162 amino acids. The transcript is spliced from 3 exons. Gene Ontology annotation, molecular function: structural constituent of ribosome. Gene Ontology annotation, biological process: translation.
UCCACAUAACCUACAAAUUUCCUAACCUAAGAAUUGUCAAAUGAUAAAAAUCCAACUUUGAAAGUCUAGGAUUUAAAAAGAAAGAGAAUAUCAUGUUUUCAGCGCAACUUCAAAUUAUCAGAAGCAUAAGCACUUCAGCAGCGAGACAUGGAAAGAAAAAUUUUCGAAAAUUUCAGUUGUUCAACAAAAGAGGAAAUAGGCUAUUCAAGCAAAAUAUGAGAGAAAAUCCACAACCGGAUCUAUUGGACAAAAGAGGUGUAAGAGAUAUUGGUUAUCGUGUUGGAAAUAAAUUUGUAACAGUACCUGAAAGAAUCCCAGAAUUGAUUGUUCCUGAUUUAACAGACUUCAAGUUAAAACCAUACGUAAGUUAUAAAGCCCCCGAUAUAAAGCAAGACGAAUUUACAGCUGAGGAUUUAUUCAAUUCGGUAUAUGCCAAAAAAAUUGUAGAAGACUUCAAUAAUGGAAAUUUGAAUGAAGAUGGUUCACCCAAAGAACCUUCAGAUGAAGAGAGAAUGACUCCAGAAAUGGCAGAACUAAAAGCUAGACAAACAGGAACAGAUCUAUUUUGUAGCAAUGAAUAACAUAAUUUGUUUAUUAGUCUGUAAUAAAAUCUAUCAACAAUGA